GCACUUCCCUAUCGUCUGUUGUCUGCAAAAAGCAAAACGCGACAUCUUUACAUAAGUAUCUCUCUGCACUUCCCUAUCGCUUGUUGUCUGCAAAAAGCAAAACGCGACAUCUAUAUCUGCACUUCCCUAUCGUCAUCGUCUGUUGUCUGCAAAAAGCAAAACGCGACGUCUUUAGCUGCACUUCCUUAUCGUCUGUUGUCUGCAAAAAGCAAAACGCGACGUCUUUAGCUGCACUUCCUUAUCGUCUGUUGUCUGCAAAAAGCAAAACGCGACGUCUUUAUCUGCACUUCUUCCCUAUCGUCUGUUGUCUGCAAAAAGCAAAACGCGAUAUCUUUAUCUGCACUUCUUCCCGAUCGUCUGGUGUCUGCAAAAAGCAAAACGCGACGUCUUUAUCUGCACUUCCUUAUCGUCUGUUGUCUGCAAAAAGCAAAACGCGACGUCUUUAUCUGCCUUGGAUAGUUCUGAUAGUUGCGAAGCAUAAGCUUCUGUCAUCACCAUUCGUGAUCACUCUCCUCCUCGCGCACAAGAAUUUACGUGUCAGAGAUAGAGAUGCUAUCGCGCCAUUCUGUCGUCACACGAGAUUUUAGCUUUCUCUGUUCUCUUCAUAUUCUGUUGUUCGUUGAAUUCUUAAGACUCAGUGUGCUGGAGAGUAAAAAAAUCAGGGUUCUUUUAAUGCUGUAGCGAUUGCAUGUCGCGCUCGCGCUUCUUCAUAUAACCGGAAUGAAUCUAAGAUCACGAUUAGCAAUCUGACCAGCAUGAUCAUCUGCAAAUUUGAUUGUUGAUGAGCGUCAUGAUUUUAACCGCGCAGAAAGACCUCCCUUCCCGCCGUUCUUGUCCCCGCUCUUCGCCUAGUAUACUCUAGUGAUUUCUCUUGCAGAAGGCCGUUGUUUAUUGUCGUUAGUACUGCUGCACCGCAUCCGCAGCAGCUAAAAAAGUAGGAGCUGAAAAGUAGCAUGAGCCCCUUCAUCUAGAAGUUGAAGUACUUCGAGCAAUAUUCUGUCUUUGUUUUUUGGAUCUUAUUUCAAACAAUUUGUCGUUGGCAUAAUUUCCUUUACCGACGCUGGCGCCUGUUGAAUUUUGAGUGACGUACGUAAGUAAGCGUCUUCUUAGGUAUAUUGAUUUUGAUUACUUACUUUAUAUUGUUAUGCGCAAGAUCAUCAUGAGACGACGUUUUGAGUGCGAUCCAAACAGGCAAAUCGCAAGGGACGAGCCUAUACUGGAGUUGGGUCGUGUGUCGUACCAGGACCUUGUUCCUGAUCAUCAUUUCUACCGAGUGAGCGAAGUCAGCGCAAGCCUGUGUCUCGCGUCGCGGGUGAUGGUGAAAGGAGAUGGAAAAGGAGGUUGCGGUCUGCGUUCGCUUGUCGACUUGAUUCGAGGUAGAGUGGAGCCAACGAGUGGCACGAUCUUUCGGCAUCCCCAGCUUCGGAUUGCUGAGAUUAGCUACGACGCUUCUCUGAUUUUAGAUUAAGGCUCAACUUUCAAUGGUCAUUGGGGUUGGUCGCUGAGAUCGAGGAGGCGACCUCCCCUUGAGGAAAGAUGGGGGGAAAACGAAGGGAAAGAAGGGGGGCUCUUCCGUUCAGCAUCAUGAUGACCAUUGAAUGCUGAGCUUUAAUUAGAGGAACACAAAGAAAAGACAGCAGCUCAAUUUCUCGCAUGGCGAUUUCCGGAAGGGCGGUCCACCUCUACUCUGCUACAGCCACAACCUCCAGUACCAGACGGUGGAGGUCAGGGUCUUCACGACCAUGCAGCUAAUUGUGCGUCGCCUUCUUCAUCCUCGUCUGCUUCUGCACAGCCUCAGCUUCUACUUCUUCAAGAUGAAAAUCUCGUUGAUGGACGAGGAGCUGCUUCGAGUCCUAGCAGUGGAAGACAUCAUCAUCAAAGACAUGAAGAAGAACAAGUGAGACAAGUUCUUGACGAGAAGGACAAAAUCAUGGUGUUCGACCGUGCAAUUGCCGAAGAGUGCUGGAGUGCACGAUAUAGCCAGGAGGAACAAACGGAGCAUGAAAAAGCACGUAAAGUUCGUGGCUAUGCUGCACAGGAAGAGAUUGAGGAGUGGAUAAAAAAUCAUCCGACAGCACUGAUAUCAUCUACAAACAUUAAUAGUCCCCCCUGUAAGAUGUGUGAGAAGAAAAAUAGACAGCAGAAGAAUCAAAAGAGGAAAUUUGGUCCGGGCGAGACGAUUAGCGUCCGUCACGCGCCGCAUAAGAAAAACAUAUUCGGACCGGGAGAGGAGAUCUCUAAUACUCGAAUGCUAUUGGGGUCGGACACGGCAGUGCGCUUCGUUCUCAGCGAAGACAAAACUGAGGUGCUUGUUGAGGAAACGGGGAAGGAUAAAAAGCACACCUACUUUUGCGUCGACCAUGGCGCGCACGAUAAAAAGGCGAGACCAGCGAUUCCCGUGGAACCAUUGUUCUUCAUGCGACGGCGAAAAGUUGAAAGCCGUGAAGCAGUCCACAAAAAUCUUCAUUUGAAGUCACCGGAUGAACAACAUCCUAGUAAGAUACCUGAAAAAUACGAAGGGACCACAAACACAAUAGGGAAUUAUGUUGAAUAUGAUACUGCCUCGGAUGAUGAAGAAGAUGAAAGUCAAAGCUAUGAGCGCAGUACUUACGAAUACUUGGUGUACUGGGAAGUGUGGAACUUGUCGGAAGAAGUCAGGCGGCUUUUUCCUAAGGCAUUUGCUACACCAAGGUCUCAGCAGCCUCCAAGAACUGACAGGAGCGUGAGUGACGCCGCUGUCUCGACGAAGGUGAACACCAGCACACCUAGGGGAACCAACAAGAACAAUGCUGCGAAUAGAGAAAAUGCGACAGCAGAGAGCGACCACCUGUCGUCAUCGCGCAGUUUGCCCGCGACGUGGGUUAAACGCGAGACACUGUUGGAGAUGGGUUACGAAGCUAUGGUGCUGCGAGAAGAUAGUGUGUUCACUUACAUGAUUGGAAGAUACCACAAGCACAAGAACAAUAAAUUAUCCCACACCAACAAGUCCCAAAAUUUUCAAAGUGAACCACAACUCCCACAACCACAACCACACGCACAACUACUUCACACUGAGAUAGUAGAAGAGAUAUUACUGCCAGACCGCGAUCCUGAUAUUAUCUCCCAUCUCCGGCAGUUCCCUUUACUAGCCGCAGAGGAGUGCACUAGUCUGAGAAUAGAGGAAUUAACCCGAGACGAGCAGUCUUUAGUUCUCCUUGCUGUAGCAACUUUCUCACGGCCGCAUCUACUCGUGAUAAGCGAUCUUGACUACGUCGUGUCCUCAUUUAAAAUGCGCAUGGCAUUGAUUGACGCGUUACUCGAAUUUCCCGGUGGCGUCUUGCUGCAGUGUCACAACAUGGAGCUGGCGAGCGCCAUAGCAACCGAAGUGUGGACUAUGGGACAUGGACGUAUUACAACUAUGGAAGGUGAAUUAGUAGAUCGCGAUGGAACGGUUUACGGUGCAUGGAGCAACGACACAACACUCGACGUGGCGGGAAAUGUCACGUACAUCGGAUAAAGAUGAGGAGAAGGAGGUCGUGCUCUUCCUCUUGUUCCUUUUUU
Molecule: messenger RNA, 3540 nt
Organism: Amoebophrya sp. A25
Lineage: Eukaryota; Dinophyceae; Syndiniales; Amoebophryaceae
Source: the annotation of a GenBank genome assembly